GACCCCCCGCCCAAGUUUUCCAGCAGCAUCUGCACCUGAGCAGCCUUCACAGUGGUCUUCUUACUCUACCCCACUGGCGCCAGAACCGCCACGGCCGUCGCCAGAGCAGCUGCAGAAGUUGAAGAUCCUUGAAACCCGACUGCAGUUCCAGCAGCAGCAGCUCCAACAGAAGCAGGCCCAAGUGCAGCAACUGAUCUUUGUGAAUCCGCUACAAGCGCAAUUGCAAAUCCAGCAAUUGCAGCAGGACACCAUGAAGUUGCAGCAGCAAUGGGUAGAGUACAGCCAGCAGAAGGCACAGCUCGGCCUGGAGGCAGAUGGUGCACUCACAGAUGCAGGAUUGCCUCCCGCGUCUCAAGAUGUAGCUCCAACGCAGCUGGCGCAGACGGAUGUUGAGAAGCAUCUGACAGAGCUCCUCCAGCGCGAGUUGGGGCACGCCUGA
Molecule: messenger RNA, 439 nt
Organism: Symbiodinium pilosum
Lineage: Eukaryota; Dinophyceae; Suessiales; Symbiodiniaceae
Source: the annotation of a GenBank genome assembly